AUGCCCUCGCUGCCUGCAUAUGAGAACGAGAAGUCCGUCGACGACUCUUCCUUCGACAACGAGAAGGACAGUAACCUCGACGCUGACAUCGUCGAUGGUCAGCUCGCCAAAGACGUCGCGGAACUCGAGGAAAGGAUUGCCAACGAUGAGGCUACCGAGGCAGAGUACCGUGUCGAGGAGGCGUAUGAGGUCGCCAUCAAGGUCUUGUCCACUCGCGAUGACCCCGAGCUCCAGGCAGUCACCUUCCGUACCCUCUUCCUUGGUCUUGGUUUCUCCUCCUUUGGCGCUGUCCUCGCCCAGAUUUACUACUUCAAGCCGCAGACGCUGAAUGUUUCCACGCUGCUCUUGCUUGUCCUGUCGUACUGGUUCGGUAACGCUAUGCAUGUUGCCAUUCCCCAGCGCGGCUGGUUCCGUUACCUCAACCCCGGUCCAUUUAACAUCAAGGAGCAUGUCGCCAUCAUCAUUAUGUCAUCCACGGCUGCAACGUCUGCGGUUGCCAUCCAGGUCAUUUCGGUUCAGGAGUUGUACUACAACAACACGAUGAAUGCGGGCAUUGCGAUCUUCACGCUCAUCGGGUCUCAGCUCAUCGGUUAUGGCUACGCUGGUAUCCUGCAGGACGUUCUCGUCAAGCCUACCAAGUGUUUCUGGCCCGCUAAUAUCUACAUCGCCAAUUUGUUCCAGGCGUUGCAUUACGAUAGGCAGAUGACAUCCAAGCGUGUGCGUCUCUUCUGGCUUAUCUUCGGUAUCAUGUUCUGCUGGGAGAUCUUCCCUGAAUGGAUCUUCCCCGUUCUGACGGGCUUCUCGAUCUUCUGCCUUGCCGAUAACACUAACGCCAUCUUCCGUAAUGUUUUCGGCGGUGCAUCGAACAACGAAGGUCUUGGGCUGCUCUCGGUGUGCUUCGACUGGAAUUACGUCACCAGCCAGUGCAUGUGGUCCCCGCUUUGGCUCCAGAUCAACCAGGACAUCGGUAUCGCGCUCACGUACAUUCUCAUGUGCGGUGUGUACUACGGCAAUGUGUGGAAGGCGCAGCAGUUCCCUUUCAUGAGCCAGGCGAUCUUCGCGGAGAACGGCUCGCAGUACGACCAGAGCGCGCUGCUCACCGAUGGCAAGUUCAACGCCACGAUGUAUGCCCAGCUUGGGCCCGCGUACUUCUCUUCGACGAACGCGCUCUACCUCAUCACGUCCAACCUGUCGCUCGGUGCGAUUGUCACACACGUCGCGCUCUACCACUGGAAUGACCUCAAGCCGUUCGUACUCUCGCUCAACCCAUGGAACAAGCACGCACAUUUCGUUCACGAUGCGCACUGGGAGAAGAUGAAAGUCUACAAGCAGAUUCCGCGCUGGUGGUACGGUGCGGUGCUCCUUGUCGCAUACGCAAUCGCGCAAGCCACGAACUACACCGGCAAGUCGGGCCUGCCAUGGUGGGCGCUCACCGUGCUGCUCUUCAUCGGCUUCAUCCUCUGCGCGCUCUACUCCACACUCGCUGCGACGAUUGGGUUCUCCGAGUUCAUUUCUUCUGGCAACGGUUUCUUCCAGAUGAUCACCGCGUACAUGGUCCCCGGGCGCCCCGUCGCAAACAUGUACGGUGCGAUGUACGGCGCGCACCCGCUCCAGCAGGGCAUCGCGUUCCUGCAGGACCUCAAGCUCGGCCAGUACUGCAAGCUCCCGCCGCGCGUCACGUUCUGCAUGCAGAUGAUCGGCACGGUCGUCGGUGCUAUCCUCAACUGUGAGUCUUCCUCGUUUGUUGGUAGCGCGGGCUGCGGCGCGCGUAAAUCGCGCAUCGUGCCCGCGGCUGGAUCGUGCGAUGAGGCGAUGCUGACAAUGUGGAUCAAAAACGCACUUAUAGAUGUGAUCAUGUUGUCGAUCAUCAACGCGCAGCGCCCUGCUCUGCUCUCCAUCGCGGGCACGCGGCUGUGGUCCGGCCAGAAUGCGCAGGCGUACAACUCAAACGCGAUUUCGUGGGGUGCGCUCGCCCCGCAGAUGUUUGGCCCCCACUCGACGUACCGCAUGGUGCCCAUCUCGCUCGCGAUCGGCGUCUUCCUCCCGCUGCCGUUCUACCUUGCUCACCGUCUCUGGCCCAAGGCUGGCUUCAACAACUUCAACACAAGUAUCAUCGUGCAGUACUCUUGCUACCUCUCUGUUGGUGUUAACUCUUCUGUCAACACCGCCAUGGCCGUCGGUAUCUUCACGCAGUACUGGGUGCGUCAGCGCUACCCCCGCUGGUUCACGAAGUACAACUACAUCGUUGCGGCUGCCAUGGACGGUGGAACCCAGGUCGUCAUGUUCAUCCUCAACUUUGCCAUCUUUGGUGCUGCGGGCAAUGCGCAUGCCUUCCCGCAAUGGUGGGGCAACGACCUUAACCUUUCCGCGGACCGCUGUCUCCUGGCCGCGUAA
This is a messenger RNA of Fibroporia radiculosa, 2394 nucleotides long. RefSeq lists its product as uncharacterized. The coding region runs from base 1 to 2394 and encodes 797 amino acids. NCBI's taxonomy places the organism in Eukaryota, Fungi, Basidiomycota, Agaricomycetes, Polyporales, Fibroporiaceae. Gene Ontology annotation, biological process: transmembrane transport. Gene Ontology annotation, molecular function: oligopeptide transmembrane transporter activity. The record is from RefSeq and is a predicted model, not a curated record. The transcript has 21 exons.